CCUGGGGAGCCCUUAAACUAUUGUCGUUGUCAACUUUUGACCCCUAAUCUAAAAUUUGUUUCCGAUUGAUCCUUAAACAAUUAAAAAUGCAUACUUUGAGGACUUCCGAUGACUUUGAGCACAAAUCUAACCGGAAUCAAAGGGCAUUUUUGUCUGUUCAUGUUUUGCCAGUUGCUGAUAGGACAGUUGAUGUUGUUCAGGAGAAUAUUUCUGAUAAAACUAAGGAAUCUUCUGCUGGUAAGGAGGUUGCUGGACUGGUUGAUGGCGUGUUUACGGACCCGGAUUCAGACUCGGGUUCACCAAUUGAGACAUCGAAUCCUUUUGCGCAGUUGACUGAUAUCGGGGAUGUAGAAGAUAUUGUUCCUCGGCGGUUGUCAUCUCCGUCUCAAUCUGCUCCAGCUCGCUCACCGCGUGGAAUUGAUGGAGAAUCGGUACAGCCCGUGAUUUUUAGGCAAAGAUCUGCUGGGAGUGUACAAGAAUGAAAUAGGUCAGCAUAUGCAGCGGCUUUCUAUGGUUGAUGAUGUUCCUCGUGCCGCUAUUAUAGAUGCUAAGGAUGUUCAAUUAUUGAAUAAGCUAGGUAACAAAGGUCGACCUGCAAAUUAUGAAGAAUCAGGGAUGGAAGACAUAUCUGAGUAGAGUUCCUGGACUUGCACUCGUGCUGCUGCUGCUGAUGGCUGCUGUAGUUUUGGAUGGUUUCUUUUCAUCUUCUCCUUUGAUUCCGGUCAGAUUUGUGCUCAAAGUCAUCGGAAGUCCUCAAAGUAUGCAUUUUUAAUUGUUUAAGGAUCAAUCGGAAACAAAUUUUAGAUGAGGGGCCAAAAGUUGACAACGGCAAUAGUUUAAGGGCUCCCCAGGUUU
This is a messenger RNA of Coffea eugenioides, 855 nucleotides long. RefSeq lists its product as uncharacterized. The coding region runs from base 87 to 482 and encodes 131 amino acids. Lineage: Eukaryota; Viridiplantae; Streptophyta; Magnoliopsida; Gentianales; Rubiaceae. The transcript is spliced from 2 exons. The record is from RefSeq and is a predicted model, not a curated record.